AGCGCCUGGCAAGCGGUCGUCGCUGUCCGCGGUGCUGAAAACGCCUCCCCGAGUUCGAGCCCCGCCGCCGCCGCCGCCGCCGCCCGAUGGACGAGAUGGAGGAGGAGCUGAAGUGCCCCGUGUGCGGCUCAUUCUUCCGGGAGCCGCUGAUCCUGCCCUGCUCGCACAACCUGUGCCUGGCCUGCGCGCGCCACAUCCUGGUGCAGACCCCCGACGGCGACUCCCCGCAGAGCCGGCGCGCCUCGGGCUCGGCCGACUACGACUACCUGGACCUGGACAAGCUGAGCCUGUACAGCGAGGCCGACAGCGGCUACGGCUCCUACGGCGGCUUCGCCAGCGCGCCCGCCACCCCCUGCCAGAAGUCCCCCAACGGCGUGCGCGUCUUCCCCCCCGCCGCGCCGCCGCCGCCCCCUCCCCCGCCGCCGGCGCCGUCCCCGGCCACGCUGGCCCCGGGCGCCCGCCACGCCUGCCUGACCUGCCCGCUGUGCCACCGCAGCCUGGUGCUGGACGAGCGCGGCCUGCGCGGCUUCCCGCGCAACCGGGUGCUGGAGGGGGUCAUCGAGCGCUACCGGCAGGGCCCGGCGGCCGCGCUGCGCUGCCAGCUGUGCGAGAAGGCGCCCCGCGAGGCCACGGCCAUGUGCGAGCAGUGCGACGUCUUCUACUGCGAGGCCUGCCGCCUGCGCUGCCACCCGCCCCGCGGCCCCCUGGCCAAGCACCGCCUGCUGCCCCCCGCCCAGGGCCGCCUCGGCCGCCGCCUCAGCCCCCGCAAGGUGGCCACCUGCACCGACCACGAGCUCGAGAACCACAGCAUGUACUGCGUGCCCUGCAAGAGCCCCGUCUGCUACCAGUGCCUGGAGGAGGGCAAGCACGCCAGCCACGAGGUCAAGGCCCUCGGCGCCAUGUGGAAGCUGCACAAGAGCCAGCUGUCGCAGGCACUGAAUGGAUUGUCAGACAGAGCAAAGGAAGCCAAGGAGUUCCUCGUUCAGCUCCGAAACAUGGUGCAGCAAAUUCAGGAGAACAGCGUGGAGUUUGAGGCCUGCCUGGUUGCCCAGUGCGACGCGCUGAUCGAUGCUCUCAACCGGAGGAAAGCCCAGCUGUUGACACGGGUCAACAAGGAACACGAACACAAGCUCAAGGUGGUGCGAGAUCAGAUCUCCCACUGCACAGUAAAGCUACGCCAGACGACGGGGCUUAUGGAGUACUGUCUGGAGGUCAUCAAGGAGAACGACCCUAGCGGAUUCCUGCAGAUCUCUGAUGCACUCAUCCGGAGAGUUCACCUGACUGAGGACCAGUGGGGGAAGGGGACGCUCUCCCCGAGGAUGACGACGGACUUUGACCUGAACUUGGACAACGCGCCUCUGCUGCAGUCCAUCCACCAGCUGGACUUUGUGCAGAUGAAAGCUUCCUCCCCAGUGCCGGCCCCUCCGAUCCUGCAACUGGAAGAAUGCUGCACCCACAACAACAGCGCCACGUUGUCGUGGAAACAGCCGCCGCUCUCCACCGUGCAAGUGGAGGGGUACAUUCUGGAACUGGACGACGGGAAUGGCGGCCAGUUCAGGGAGGUGUACGUUGGCAAGGAAACCAUGUGCACCGUGGAUGGGCUUCACUUCAACAGCACCUACAGCGCUCGGGUCAAGGCCUUCAACAAGACGGGGGUCAGCCCCUACAGCAAGACGCUCGUCCUCCAGACCUCUGAGGACUCCGAGCCCGAGGAGCAGGCCCUGACCUUCCCCGUGCCUUUGGAAAGAUUGCAGCUGCGUAAAUCCAUCCCCUUCUCUUCCACCCUAAACCUGCAAAACAGCUUUCCGGGGAGAUCCUACUUUGAGUUCCGGUCCUCGCCCCACCAAAUGAGUUUGCACUCUUCUUUGCAGUCUCUCAAUUCUGCUGGUUUUGAUGCUCAGUCAGCACCUUUCUCUCAAUUAGUUGAUAUUAAAAAACUGGUAGCAGUCGCCUGGUUCUCCUUCGACCCCAGCACCGCCCACUCGGACAUCAUCUUCUCCAACGACAACCUGACCGUCACUUGCAACAGCUACGACGACCGGGUCGUGCUGGGAAAGACCGGCUUCUCCAAAGGGCUCCACUAUUGGGAGCUGUCGAUUGACCGCUACGACAACCACCCGGACCCGGCCUUCGGGGUGGCCCACGUCGACGUGGCCAAGGACGUCAUGCUGGGGAAGGACGACAAAGCGUGGGCCAUGUACGUGGACAACAACCGGAGCUGGUUCAUGCACAACAACUCACACACCAACAGGACCGAAGGGGGCAUCACCAAAGGGGCCACCGUGGGCGUCUUGCUUGAUCUGACCAGGAGGACUCUGACCUUCUCCAUCAAUGAGGACCAGCAGGGGCCGGUGGCCUUCGAGAACCUGGAGGGCAUCUUCUUUCCAGCUGUCAGCCUGAACAGGAACGUGCAGGUGACGCUCCACACCGGUUUGCCGGUCCCGGACUUUUACCACACACGGGGCGCCAUGCAGUAAAGAUGGAGCCAGCAUUAUGCCCCGCCUGGCCUUUUCUCAGGACACAUCGAGAGAGCUGUGUGGCUUUUCAUCAGGAACCGCCCUCGAAGGAGGCAGCGGGGGAAUAUCUGGUCGGCUGGAGCCUCCGGGCCAGCGAAAAACCAAAUGCGGUAAAGCAGAAAAACACUUAGAGAACAGAAAGGACAAACCAGACGGCGUAGCCCACAGCUCUGCAGCAAACCCGCUCCCUCUCACCGGCCCUGUGUGCUCUUUGUGCGUUGGCUUCUCUCUUUUGUGCUCUUUCGGUCCAAAAAAAGCCGUCUCGGAGAGCCCGAGAUUGGAUACAUCUCCCACUUUUGGACUCGGUUUUCGUUCCAGCAUGGAUUUUCCUUUUCUCCCAAAGGCGACUUGUCCGCUGCUCGUGCAGCCGAAGAAGAAGAAGAAGAAGAAGAGUUUGGAUUUAUAUCCCCCCUUUCUCUCCUGCAGGAGACUCAAAGGGGCUGACAAUCUCCUUGCCCUUCCCCCCUCACAACAA
This is a messenger RNA of Sphaerodactylus townsendi, 2991 nucleotides long. It is a transcript of the gene TRIM9, whose product is annotated as tripartite motif containing 9. Gene Ontology annotation, molecular function: zinc ion binding; protein binding. The record is from RefSeq and is a predicted model, not a curated record. Lineage: Eukaryota; Metazoa; Chordata; Lepidosauria; Squamata; Sphaerodactylidae. The coding region runs from base 87 to 2477 and encodes 796 amino acids. The transcript has 13 exons.